CAUUCAAAAUGGCGACCAAUUUUGAUGCUGAACUUCGAAAGGCUUUCCAAGAACUUCAACUCAAAGUGAUUGAUGCAACACAGAAAGUCAAGAUAGCCGAAGCUCARAUAGAAGGAUUGAAAAGAUCAAAUCAACAUGCAAAAUUGACAGACCAGGAAAUCAGCACUCUSCCUGAGGAUACAAAAACAUACGAAUCAAUAGGACGRAUGUUUGUACUCCAACCUAUUUCUGAUGUAAGAAGUACAAUAGCAGAAAGAAUAAAAACAAAUGAAGGAAAAAUUGAACAGAUUCAGGCUAACAAAGAUUAUCUACAAAAGUCUGUCAAGGAUCAAGAAGAUAAUAUUAGAGAAAUGUUAUCACACCGAAAGUAGACUAAAACACACAUCGAUUCCCAAAGAUAAAACUGCUUGAUAUUGAAAUAGCUGCCACAGACUAUAUAUAUUUAUAAUAUAUCCCUGCUGCUAGCUAUUGCAGUAUUAUAAAACUACAAAUACUAWAAAGUUUCCUUUUAAUUUUGGUGCUUUCUGCCUCAUAGAAACAUACAGCUUCAGUGAACCCUGCUUCAUGACAAAACAAGUAUAACAUGUCAAUAUGCAUGUUUUCACUUGAUAUAAGCACAAUUGAGGUCUAUUUCUUACAUUGGAUGCAGAAGCAAGAUAAGUCCUACAGGUUUUCAUGGGUUUGUACACCUCAGCAUAUAUCUAUGCUUAUCUUUUUGCUGAUAAAGUACAUAUAUGAGGGGACAUCCUUUAGUCUUGUGAGAAUUUAGUGUGUUGGUUUAUCAGUUUAUCCAGUAUGUAGAGUGAAGGCAUAUAUUUAUUGUAGUCUUGUGUCAUAGUCAAGGUAUCCGCUCAACAGAGUUUUCAUUUCUUCYUCUGUCCAUGGAUAAGGUACUAGUAAAGGGAGAAAUUGCUCAAGGAAGUCACCUUGGCAGUUUUGAAUUUGUUUUGCUGUCUGGUAUCAAUGAAUAAAGUGAGUUUGAUUGAGAAAAGA
Exaiptasia diaphana is the source of this 993-nucleotide messenger RNA. RefSeq names its product prefoldin subunit 1. The transcript has 4 exons. Gene Ontology annotation, biological process: protein folding. Gene Ontology annotation, cellular component: prefoldin complex; cytoplasm. Lineage: Eukaryota; Metazoa; Cnidaria; Anthozoa; Actiniaria; Aiptasiidae. Gene Ontology annotation, molecular function: protein folding chaperone. Bases 9 to 371 code for a protein of 120 amino acids. The record is from RefSeq and is a predicted model, not a curated record.